AUGGAAGGCAUGGUGGAUCCGGAACGUGAACAAGCUCUUGAAGAUUACAAAAAGAGUCUGCUAGAGUCAAGAGAAUGGGAAGCAAAGCUGAAGAAUCUGCGGUUAGGCAUAAAGGACCUGCAAAAGGAGUUUGACACCACGGAGGAAAACAUCAAGGCGCUGCAGAGCGUCGGUCAAAUUAUUGGAGAGGUUCUCAAGCAACUAGAUGAGGAGAGAUUCAUCGUCAAAGCCUCCUCGGGCCCCCGCUACGUCGUCGGCUGCCGCUCAAAAGUCGACAAAACAAAGCUGAAACAGGGCACCCGCGUCGCCCUCGACAUGACCACCUUAACAAUCAUGCGCAUGCUGCCCCGCGAAGUCGACCCGCUCGUCUACAACAUGUCCCUCGAGGACCCCGGACAGAUCAGCUUUGCGGGAAUCGGUGGUCUGAACGAUCAGAUCCGUGAGCUGAGAGAGGUCAUCGAGUUGCCGUUGAAGAACCCAGAGCUGUUUUUGCGUGUGGGGAUAAAACCGCCCAAGGGUGUGCUGCUAUAUGGCCCGCCGGGGACGGGGAAGACGCUGCUCGCUAGAGCUGUAGCGAGUUCGUUGGAGACAAAUUUUUUGAAGGUCGUCUCAUCCGCUAUCGUAGACAAAUACAUCGGUGAAUCUGCCCGCUUAAUCCGCGAAAUGUUCGGAUACGCCAAGGAGCACGAACCUUGCAUCAUCUUCAUGGAUGAAAUUGACGCAAUCGGCGGCCGGCGUUUUUCGGAAGGCACAUCUGCCGAUCGAGAGAUCCAACGCACGUUAAUGGAGCUCCUCAACCAACUGGACGGGUUUGACUAUCUUGGGAAAACCAAGAUUAUAAUGGCGACUAACCGACCCGACACGUUGGACCCGGCCCUGCUGCGGGCUGGGCGGUUGGAUCGCAAGAUCGAAAUCCCGCUGCCUAAUGAGGUGGGGCGGUUGGAGAUUUUGAAGAUUCAUGCUAGUGGAGUGGCGAUUGAGGGGGAGAUUGACUUUGAGAGUAUCGUGAAGAUGAGUGAUGGGUUGAACGGGGCUGAUUUGAGGAAUGUGGUCACGGAAGCUGGCUUGUUCGCCAUCAAGGACUACCGGGAUACGGUGAACCAGGACGAUUUCAACAAGGCUGCUGUGCGCAAGGUCGCUGAGUCGAAGAAGCUGGAGGGUAAAUUGGAGUACCAGAAACUGUAA
Paracoccidioides lutzii Pb01 is the source of this 1185-nucleotide messenger RNA. Its product is annotated as 26S protease regulatory subunit. Gene Ontology annotation, biological process: positive regulation of RNA polymerase II transcription preinitiation complex assembly. Gene Ontology annotation, molecular function: ATP hydrolysis activity; ATP binding; proteasome-activating activity. Gene Ontology annotation, cellular component: proteasome regulatory particle, base subcomplex; cytosolic proteasome complex. Bases 1 to 1185 code for a protein of 394 amino acids. The transcript is spliced from 5 exons. The record is from RefSeq and is a predicted model, not a curated record.